CGCGGUGGCGCCGGGCAGGGGCGAGCCCGACCAGGAGCAGCGCGCGCAGAGCUAAUCUCCGACCUGGAAAGCCCUGUGAAAGCGGCAGGAAAACGCCUGAACAUGCAGAGUGCGCAGAGCCUGCGACUCGGUCCACCCAAUCAGUGCCGCUGCCUGGCUUUCCUCCUGCUCCUCCAUCUCCUGGGACAGGUCCUUGCGACUCCGCGCUGCCCCUCCUCGUGCCCGGCUCCGUGCCCCAAGAAGCCGCCGACCUGCGCCCCCGGGGUGAGAGCCGUGCUGGACGACUGCUCCUGCUGCCUGGUGUGCGCCCGCCAGCGCGGCGAGAGCUGCUCCGUGAUGCUGCCCUGCGAGGAGAGCCGCGGUCUCUUCUGCGACCGCAGAGCGGACCCCAGCGCCCAAACUGGCAUCUGCAUGGCGAUAGAAGGAGACAAUUGUGUGUUCGAUGGAGUCAUCUACCAAAGUGGAGAGACCUUCCAGCCUAGCUGCAAAUACCAGUGCGCCUGCCAAGAUGGGCAGGUUGGUUGUGUGCCCCGCUGUGAAGAGGACCUGCUACUGCCCCAGCCUGACUGCCCAGCUCCGAGAAAAGUUAAAGUGCCUGGGGAGUGCUGUGAAAAGUGGAUCUGUGACUCCAAUGAGACGGGGACAUUAGGGGACCUCCAAACCCUUCCAGCCUACAGGACCGAAGCCACUCUAGGAGUUGCAGUCUCCGACUCAGGUAUCAACUGCAUUGAGCAGACCACAGAGUGGAGUGCGUGUUCCAAGAGUUGUGGCAUGGGUUUUUCCACCCGGGUCACCAACAGGAAUCCACAUUGCGAGAUGGUGAAGCAGACCCGGCUCUGCAUGGUGCGACCCUGUGACCAAGAGCACAAGCAGCCGGCAGAUAAGAAAGGGAAAAAGUGUCUCCGCACUACCAAGUCACUCAAAGCCAUCCACCUGCAGUUUGAGAACUGCACGAGCCUAUACACCUACAAGCCCAGGUUCUGCGGUGUCUGCAGCGAUGGCCGAUGCUGUACUCCACACAACACCAAAACCAUCCAGGUGGAGUUCCAGUGCUCCCCAGGCCAGACCCUCAAGAAACCAGUGAUGGUCAUCGGGACCUGCACCUGUCACAACAACUGUCCUCAUAACAAUGCGUCUUUCCUCCAAGACUUAAAGCCAAACACCAGCAGAGGAGAAAUGUAAUGUGUCCCCUAAGAAGCCCACCUACAGAGGCAACCUGUGGCCACCCACUAUCAAAUGACUAUAAGAAAAAUUACAAAGAAUUAUUAUCCACAUCUGCGUCCCAUGUAUUUUCUAUGGUCAUGUGAGGUCAGUUAUGUCUGUUUUUUUUUUCAUGAAAGAUAUGAUUAACUGUAAACUUGGAAUCAAGGUAAGCUCAGGAUAGUGCUUAGGGAUGACAUUCUUUUGUGCUGUUUACUACACAUGGAAAUUUCUGUAAACUUCAGAAAUCAGAUAUAUGUCUUACUGUGUAGACUGUAUCCCAUUACACUCAUUUUGUUAUACGCUAGUGAAAUUUCAAGAAAAGGUCACAGUAAUGAAUGACAUGGUGAAAUCUAAGGUCAUACUGAGGGUGUCAUCAUACAAAUAUUUCACCAUAGAUUGAGAUUUGACCUAAGGGUUCUCUGUGGAGCGCUCAUUUUGAGUAGCUCAACUCUGAACUUCAAAUUCCGAGAUCCAAGGAAACAUAUAGCUCUUCAACUCGAAAUCUAGAGAUUAUUAGUUUUUUGUGUACAUAGAAAACAAGCUGUAUCUACGGUAAUGGAAUGCUUAUUAAUUAAGUGCACUGGUGUCAUAAAUUGGCUCCAUUUCAGACAAGUUGACUCCUUUCCAAAAGAAAGAAGCUAAACAGAAAACUCUCCCUUAUACAUAGAUGACCAGCCUCUACCAGCCCUCAGACAUUUGUAUGUGUCUGGAGGCUGCUGGGGAUCACUAGUUUUUUAAUUCAGAAGAAGCAGAACAUAUCAGCAGGGCUCCUCUCGCCUUACUGAUGAAUAAAUUGAGGCCCAAAGCACCUGAUUACAACCCUCGAUGACUUUCAAGUGUGCUGGUAGUGGAAUUUUGAAAAAGAAGAACAAAAUCGACAAGACUGCAGUGACAAGAUACCACAAACUCUAUGGGAGUUUAGAAUUAUUGUACAGAUCCCCAAACUUAUCCUUGGGCCUUAGUUAUGCAAACUCAUGAACAAGAUAUAUGUGUCUACAUACAUGUAUCUAACUUGUCAGGCUAUAAGAUAGGUUGCAAACUUAAAAUGUAUACAUUCUUCUAAUGUCACCUUAUGUGUUCAGCUUUUCUCCUUUGAAGUAUUUAUAUAAAUAUAAAUUAUACAUUUUUAAAAUAUUCUUUUUACUUUCUCUGUUUGUCAGACAUUACUAAAUAAACAUGAUCUUAUCAGUGUGUGA
This is a messenger RNA of Lagenorhynchus albirostris (white-beaked dolphin), 2399 nucleotides long. RefSeq names its product cellular communication network factor 3 (gene CCN3). NCBI's taxonomy places the organism in Eukaryota, Metazoa, Chordata, Mammalia, Artiodactyla, Delphinidae. The record is from RefSeq and is a predicted model, not a curated record. Gene Ontology annotation, biological process: signal transduction; cell adhesion. Gene Ontology annotation, cellular component: extracellular matrix; extracellular region. Gene Ontology annotation, molecular function: integrin binding; heparin binding. Bases 103 to 1182 code for a protein of 359 amino acids. The transcript is spliced from 5 exons.